GAUCGGAGAUUUCCUCUGAGAACCUGGCCCGGCUUUCUCUGUCUCUCUUCUCCAUCUCUCCCUCCAUCUUCUCCAGUUGGCACAACCUGAGCCGCUCUUGUUCUUCGAGGUAAAGCCGCAUCUGCUGAAAGGCCGACCUGGUCUGCUGCUUCUCUAACUCCAACUGGGCCCAAAAGAUCCGGCUCCUCUGGUCCUCCGCCUUUUUCUCUUUCUUCAGCUCUUCUUUCUCACGUUCCAGACCCUGAAGCUGGGCAUGGAUCUUUUCCCGGUACUCCAGGAAAACCACCUCCAUGAGAAGGAAAUGGUGGUUUCGGUGGCCCAGGGACGUGCCGCACUCCAAACAGAUGGCGACUUGGUCCUCGUGGCAGAAGAGCUUCAGGGGCUUCUGGUGCCUUUCGCACCUACCCCACUUUUUCCCCUUGGCUCCUUUCCCCCCUUGAGCUUUCUUGACGAACAUCACGACGUUGGCCAGCUGCCGGGUUGGCACGAAGGUCUCUUGCUGGAACACCUUUCGGCACUGAGGGCAAGAAGGGGCGUCCAUCUCCUCCCACCACUGGGUUAUGCAGGCCUGGCAGAAGCCGUGCCCGCAGCCCACGAUCACGGGCUCUUUUAAAAAGUCCAGGCAGAUGGGGCAGGUCGCCUCCUGCCGUAACUCCUCCAAGAGACUCCCGGCUGCUGCAGGGCCCGGUUCUCUCUCCUUUUGGGGAAACCCAGGCGAGGAUGGGCACCGCGGCAUGGUCCUUGGGCACCCCCCCUCCAUGGCAAGCAGGACGCAUCAGCUUGCAGCAGUCUGGGAUUUCUGGAGUCCCCUUAGAAAGUGCUGCUCAAAAGGGUCGUCGACGGCCUCCAGAGUUCGCUGACGCCUGAGCGUGCCCAAAGCAGCGCGGGAAAAGUAAAAGUUCCGUGCAAAGGUUUUAAUUGCCCAAACUCGCUAUUAUUCAAGAGGGUUUAACUGGUGCAAAAAAAAAAUGCCUGAACGGGUUUGGCAAACGUUAUACCGCGCCCGCAAAGAGAAACGCGUCUGCACCGGUCCCAAGAACGUCUGAAGCAUCUUUAAAAACGACACGUGCCCGUGGGUACGCUCCCGCCCAUCUUCCUCCCCCGGCGCCCGCGGGGAACACUUCAAUAGAGAGAGAGGAAAGUUUGCCAAAGUCACAGCGUUGGGAUUGGCUCAGCGCCCUGACGUCACAAAGCCCCCCCCUCGUCCUCCCUCGGGAGCUUCGCGGAUUCAUAAAUUAUUUUAAAGAUGCGCGGAGAGUCCAUCUGCCUUUGCAGCUCUUACUCCCGCCUACAGAGUCGCUCCAUUGGCCGGCGGGAAUACGAGCCUGUGGUCUGAUUGGCAAAAUCCUUCCCACGUUUCAGAAGACAUCAGCAAGGCAGCAGCAGGUUACCGCUGGCUCUUCUCUCUGGCUGCAGCAGAAAAGUUCUGCCUUAGAAAGAAACUUGCGGUGGUUGUCAGAGGGAACUAGGGAACAGGAGGAGACCAGAUGAAUCCCUUCUGGAAGGCGCAGAAUCUGUCCUCUUCCUCAGCAACUCUGACAAUCCUGAUCUUUGCCUCCUUGCUCAAAGGUCUGUGGAGCCAGAAUGCAGCCUAUAACCUGACGGUUCCCGCCUCUGUCUCCGUGCAACGUGGCCUCUGUGUUCACAUUCCCUGCAGCUUCACUUAUGAUCAGACAGACAGGACCAACCCUGAGAAACUCUAUGGUUAUUGGUUACAAUACAAAGAUGGAGAGGGGCACUAUUUUGCCCACCGCUCCUAUGGCUGGGCUAAAGGUAUUCUUGUGGCCACAAAUGACGAGAAGGAGACCUGGUUCUCUGUGAAGACCCGUUUCAGCUUAACAGGCGAGCCGGAAGAAGGCAAUUGCUCCUUCAGCAUCCUGGAUGCCCGCUCAGAGGACGCAGGGGAGUACUACUUUCGAAUUAAGAACAGCGCUUUGGGAUACAGCUACGUGACUCAAAAAGUCCAAGUUCACGUGACAGAGUUAGAGAAACCACAGAUGUGGGCCUCAGCGGCGGUACUUUCUGGGAAGGAAGCUGUUUAUACUUGUUUGGCACCAGGGCCCUGCAUUAAGAUUGAGCCCACAUUUUCAUGGCAUACCCGUUUGAGAAAAUACGGAAGGACUCAGUGGAGCCAACAGCACAGCAAUGGCAGUUGGACUUAUGGGUCCAAUUUCACCUUCACACCCUCCCUCAAUGAUCAGGGCAAAUGGCUCACCUGCAAGGUCCAGUACCCUAAUAUAUGGAAAACAGUUGAGAAGUUCAUCCAUGUUGAUGUUGCUGAUCCACCCAAGACUGUCAAAAUCUCCACAAAUGCUACAGAUCACGGGCAUCUUGCUUCGUGCUCCCGGGAAGCCAGUGGGGAUCUGGAUGCUGCAGUGGCCCAAGAGGGUGAAAGCAUCAGCCUGCACUGUGAGGCAGAGAGCAGACCUGUCCCCACCCUAAGCUGGAGGAAGGGGAAUGACACCCUCAACUGCACCAGGCAGGGCAUGGAGUGCGUUCUCUUGCUGCCGGAGCUCAGACCAGAGGAUGCUGGGAAGUACCAGUGCCAGGCAGAAACCCCCUAUGGCUCAGCCACGAAGACCCUGUGGUUGUGUGUGCAAUCAUCCCACAAUAACAUUUGGGGGUCUUCAGCAAUCCUCUUCUUGAUAAUCCUGUGUUUGUUCAAGGUUUUGUUUUGUUUCGUCUUCUUCUCGGCCAUUCGUUUUGCAAACCAGAGGAAGGCUCCGUUGAGGGAAAAGCAGCCCACGAUGAAAGUGACGUGAGCUGGACGAUCUACCACACUUCCUUUGCCCAUGACAGGCAACGGCAUCUCAGAAAUGUUUUAAAAAGAAACGUAAGGGAGUGGUUGAAGGUGUGUAAACAAGAAGGUAAAAAUGCCCACUGCUAUUUAGAAGAUUCCCACAAACUAACGAAGGGCAACCGUAUCAUCUUUUUAAAACGAAGUUUGAGAAAUCUGUCAGUAUCGUUUACCGUACUUAAAAAGUCGGGAAAGACAACAAAAGUCAGUUUUGAGGGAGGAGAAGAAGCCCUCAGGGUCACUACAGUAACUGUCCAAAAUAGAAUGUAUGAAGAUGUCUUUUAAAAAAUAAAAGCUGGAAGAGAUUCUCCCACCCAACGGGUGGUGAGUCUGUCGGCAUUAGAGGAAGGGAAUGUUUAGUUAGUCAAGUCAGGGUUGUUAUUUUCUUUGCAUCACCUUUGUUGUUUCUACCUUUCACUGUUGCACUAAUAAUUAAACCCCACUUGUUUAUUUAUGAGCACUUUCAAUAAACUUGUUGUUAUACUA
Messenger RNA from Heteronotia binoei (common prickly gecko), 3283 nucleotides. RefSeq names its product sialic acid-binding Ig-like lectin 12. Bases 1488 to 2762 code for a protein of 424 amino acids. The transcript has 9 exons. NCBI's taxonomy places the organism in Eukaryota, Metazoa, Chordata, Lepidosauria, Squamata, Gekkonidae. The record is from RefSeq and is a predicted model, not a curated record.